Molecule: messenger RNA, 708 nt
Organism: Penicillium nucicola
Lineage: Eukaryota; Fungi; Ascomycota; Eurotiomycetes; Eurotiales; Aspergillaceae
Exons: 3
Coding region: 1-708 (235 amino acids)
Biological process (GO): proteasome-mediated ubiquitin-dependent protein catabolic process; protein polyubiquitination
Molecular function (GO): ubiquitin conjugating enzyme activity
Source: RefSeq, a predicted model, not a curated record
AUGGCAGAACGCAUACUCAUGAACGAAUAUAAGGCUCUUCUUAAAGAGAAAUGGGUCAACGUGGAGUUACACAAUGACGACAUCUUCAACUGGGAUGUGGCUCUGAUCGUGAUCAACCCGGACUCCAUGUACUACGGGGGCUACUUUAAAGCCAAGAUGCGCUUCCCGUCAAACUAUCCUUACUCCCCUCCAGAAUUCCGAUUCCGCAAGGCCUUGCACCAUCCGAACAUCUACCCGGAUGGCAAAUUGUGCAUUUCAAUCCUCCACGCCCCAGGCGAAGAUGCAAUGUCGGGCGAACUCGCUUCCGAGCGCUGGUCCCCGGCCCAGCGCGUCGAAUCCGUUCUGAUCUCGAUCAUCUCCCUCCUCGACGACGCUGAGCCCUCCUCCCCCGCCAACGUCGAUGCAGGCAUUCUCCUCCGUACGGAUCCAGAAGCUUAUCGCCAACGAAUCAAGGCCGAGGUCGAGAAAUCCAAGGCCGAUAUCCCGGCGGGUUUCGUCAUGCCGACACAUGAGACCUCUAUCGUGAGGGAGCCGGUCGAAAAGGAGGACCAUGACUUCUGGGCGGACAGUGAUGCAGACAGCGACGUUUUCGGCGGAAGCGACUCGGACGAAGGACUUCAGCAGUUCAGCGACAGCGAAGUUGACGAGCUCGACGACGCGGACGAUGACUCGCUCGAGGAGGAUACGAAGGACACGGCCAAGGCUUAA